AUGACCGUUUCCCAGAUUACCAAAUUCGGCGGUGAUCCAGCCAAAGUCACGAUCUGGGGUGAAAGUGCGGGUGCUGGCUCCGUGCUGCAGCACGUCAUUGCGAACGGUGGCCGAACCAAGCCUCAACUAUUCCGAGGUGCUAUUACGAGUUCCACGUUCCUGCCGUCCCAAUACAGAUACGACGAUCCGAUCUCUGAGUCUCUCUUCAGCCAAGUGGUGGCUCAAACAAACUGCACUGCUGCCGCGGACGCCCUCUCCUGUCUUCGCACCACCGAUGCUACAGUGCUGCAAACAGCCAACACCAACAUCAACGCUGCCGGUUUCUUCGGCACGUUCACGACCGUUCCCGUCAUCGACGGGGAGUUUAUCGUCGAGGCACCUAUUGACACACUGCGCAAACGGAGAGUGAACGGGAAAGCGCUUCUGGCAGUCACGAACGAGUUUGAGGGUACAAUCUUUGUGAACACCACGAUUGCUAUGCCCAAUGUCACUGCAUACACACUCGAGCUGUUCCCAAAGGUCGACCUGGAAGAAGCGAAGACCGUUGCCUCGAUCUAUGCUGGAUUGGGGACGGACACAUUCCAAGUUGAAGCGAUCAUGGGAGAAUCGAUAUUCAUUUGCCCAACAUAUUAUCUCUUGGAUGCAUUCCCGAAGGAUCAUUCAUUCAAGGGCGAAUUUGCAAUCCCCCCUGCAAAUCACGGCGACGACCUCAACUACUACUUCCCCUCCAGUAACCCCCCGCCGUUCCAAAACACCGACUUCAUCAACGCGUUCGCCCAGUCCUUCACGUUCUUCAUCGUCAACCUCGAUCCGAACAAGAAGAUCAACGCGAGCACUAUCACGCCCAGCUGGAGCAGCUACAGCGUGGGCCGUGCGGAGAUGCUGUUCAAUAGAACUGCCGCCGGGGACCCUGUUGUUCAUACCAUCGUGACGGACCCUGCGCUCGUCGCGCGGUGCAGGUGUGUUCCAGCCCGUUUGAUUGUAAUCCAGAUCACAAGCGAAAACCACCUGACUCGAAGUCCGAUUCCGAGUGGCGACUUGCGACAGAGAUUCGGAAGCCCGCCUUCCGAUGAACUUCCCCCUGCUGCCAUUUGCUUCACAUCGUUCAUUCCUUCGCUCUUCGCCCUCGACACCGCCUCGUUCCCGAUGUUCAACAAAAGCGCCCUCCUCCUCGCCGUCUCGCUGGCCCUCUCGAUCUGCGCUGUCCCGUCCCCGGCGCCGGAGGGAGUCGCGGUCCCCAUCCGGGCCCGCAGCGCGCUGACGACUGCCGAUGGCGUGUUCGACCAUGACGGUGCCAUCGCGGAGACCGUGAAGACGAUCAACAAGCACCGCCAGAACCUGAUCAACUUGAAGAAGAACAAGGGCGAAGCGUUCUUCAACCCGGGUGCCGAGAUCAAAAACAUCGCCACCGUCCCUCCCGCCGUGCAGGCCCGGAUGGAGAGCCGCCACGAGAAGCGUCAGAGCUUGGGGCUCACCGACCAAUCGGAAGAAGAGUGGACCGGUAGCGUGUCGAUCGGCACGCCCGCGACGCGUUUCGUCAUCGACUUUGACACUGGGUCUUCCGACCUCUGGGUGCCCUCGUCUUCUUGCCGCUCCAGCUGCUCGGGGAAAACCAAGUACAACCCCAACCAGUCGUCGACCUCUACUCGCGAGUCCGGAUCGUUCUCCAUUCAGUACGCCGACGGAUCGACUGUCUCUGGGCCCAUCUACACGGACACGGUCUCCGUUGCGGGUGUGUCUGUCACCCAGCAGUACCUCUCGGGUGUCACGACCCUGUCUUCGUCGUUCACCAGCGGCCCCGCUGACGGCCUGCUCGGUCUCGCAUUCCCGGCCAUCUCCAACCUCGGCCAGGACCCGUACUUCCAGACGGCCAUCAACGAGGGUGCCGUCUCCGCCAACCAGUUCGGGUUCUACCUCGCGAGCUCCGGCUCGUCGCUGUACAUCGGUGGAACCGACACCCGCAAGUACUCCGGCUCGAUCGAGUUCAACGGGAUCACGUCGUCGUCCGGGUUCUGGCAGGUCACCGGCGCGUCCGUCAACGUUGGCGGCAGCACCGUUGCCUCGAAUCUCGAGACCAUUGUCGACUCGGGAACGACGAUCAUGUACGGCCCGCCUGCGCUCGUGAGGGAGAUCUUCGCCCAGGUUCCGGGCGCACAGUUGUACGAUUCCGCCAACGGCUACUACUCGUACCCGUGCUCGAACCCGCCUCAGAUCUCGUUCAACUACGGCGGCAACGACUGGACCAUCUCCGCGGCGAACCUGAACCUCGGCCGCACCUCAUCGGGUUCGCGCUCGUGUGUGUCUUCGCUGGCGGCGCAGGACCUCGGAUUGGGAUCCCGUGUGUUCCUGCUCGGUGAUGCGUUCAUGAAGAACCAGUACACUGUGUUCGACGUCGACCAGAACGCUGUCGGUUUCGCCACUCUUUAGAUCCUUAGAUGAUCGCAGUAGCUCAAAACAAUCAAUGCAAACCGCUCUUUCACUGCUUAAAA
Mycena citricolor is the source of this 2489-nucleotide messenger RNA. Lineage: Eukaryota; Fungi; Basidiomycota; Agaricomycetes; Agaricales; Mycenaceae. The record is from the annotation of a GenBank genome assembly.